Molecule: messenger RNA, 2406 nt
Organism: Cotesia glomerata
Lineage: Eukaryota; Metazoa; Arthropoda; Insecta; Hymenoptera; Braconidae
Gene: AstA-R1
Product: allatostatin-A receptor
Exons: 5
Coding region: 1200-2285 (361 amino acids)
Biological process (GO): G protein-coupled receptor signaling pathway
Cellular component (GO): membrane
Molecular function (GO): G protein-coupled receptor activity
Source: RefSeq, a predicted model, not a curated record
UUUUUAAAAAAAAAAUUUAAAAAAAGCAUUUGAAAAUUAUGAAAAAAUUAUUUUUGAACUUUAAAAAAAUUAAAGUGUACGUGAAAAGUUAAUUUCAAAGAAAGUUUCGCUCAAAAUGACAAAGCAUGAGUAUUUUAAUAGAACCUCAUCUAUUUUCCGGUUACUCAAUAAUUGAAGGGCAAUAGGGUUACUAAUCAGUGGUCACUUUGUUACCCUGAACAAAACCUUUGUAAACAUGGAUCCUGAAAAGGCGAAACAACGUAAAAACAAAGAGUGUUUUCUGAAGACUUUGUUGUAAAAAAUCUUUGUUCUUGAUUAAAAGUUACUGUUUUAUUAAUUAAUUUUCAUCAGAACAACAAUAGAACUCUGAAAGUUUUGUAUUUGUUUCAUUUCCUCGUAAAGUGCAAUCCAAAUAUCCUCACACGAAACUUAAACAAAGUUUAUCCGAAGAUAGUUUUCCGAAGCUGUUUCGUAUUUAUUGCUUGGAGAUAAACUUUUCAUCGCUCAAGAUACUUUAGAAUUAUCUGGGCUGUUUAUAUUUUAAUAUAGUUUGUAGUUUAUUAAUAGUCCACCCACCUGUGCCAAUAUCCAACAAAUAGAUAGAUAAAAAAUCAAUAACAAAUUUUGUUUUACGAUUAAUAAAUCCGCAAAACUUUUUUUACUGACUAAAUUUAUAUUUAUACAAAUAUUUUGUUUUAUUUAUUUUCUUAAGCUAACCUUUGUUGAUUUUGAUUAACAAUCCCUCGAAUUUAUACGCACCGGGUGAUAUUUUAUUUGGCAAGUCUUGUACGCUAAAUAAAGAUUUAAAUCAAUACAAAUGAUAACUUAUCAAUGGGAAAAAAAAAAUCCGGAAUGUUUGAAUUGAAGCCAAAGAAGACAACGAAAAAUCCAAGGCAAAUAUUUAUCACUCAUGCUUUCAUAUCCAUUGAAAUAAUAAAAUGAAUAUUUUUAAAUAUUUAAAGUACAUCGAUGAUGAUAAUUUAUUUUUAAUAUUAUUUUAAUUAUUAUGAAAAAGUAUAUGUAUAUAAAAUUAAGAAGACAUAAUAAUAAUAUUACAUGAUAGUAAACAUUCUUAAGAAUGAUACAAUAUUGUACUUAGGAUUAAAGUUAAUCCUAAAGCGGCAAUAUAAGUUACCGCUAAAGAUUUACAAAGCAGUCCAACUUUUAUUAAUAAAUUUUUAAUGCCGUGAAAGAAAGUAAUGCUGGAAGAAAUGGAUGGUUUUUCAAAUCAAAAUAGUUCCCGGUGGUGGGACACGAGCAUCAACACUACUAACUGUACAUCGAUGGAUCUAAACUGUGAUGAGUAUCCUUCUACUGGAGAGCUUAAUGAAAGCAUGGUAAAAGUGGUUGUGCCUAUAUUUUUCGGGAUUAUUGGGUUACUGGGCUUAGUAGGCAAUUCGCUGGUGGUAAUUGUAGUCGCGUUGAACCCCGGAAUGAGAUCGACCACUAAUAUUUUAAUCAUCAAUCUGGCUAUUGCUGAUUUGCUCUUUGUUAUAUUUUGUAUACCAUUUACUGCUACGGAUUACAUCCUUUUGUACUGGCCGUUUGGUGACACUUGGUGCAAAAUUGUACAAUAUUUAAUUAUUGUCACUGUAUGCGCCAGUGUCUACACUCUUGUUCUGAUGAGCCUUGAUAGGUACUUGGCAGUCGUACAUCCAAUAGCCUCUAUGACUGUGAGAACAGAAAACCACGCCUUCCUGGCGACUUGUUUUGCGUGGUUAAUUAUUCUAACAGCGUCUAUUCCCGUGCUUAUUAUCCACGGUGAGAUUUAUCCGUCAUUACAGCGACCAAGUAGUCAAAGACCAAACCAAAUGAUGUGUCGAAUUCGCCUCGACGAUCGAGUGGUUUUUCAAGUAACAUUUUUUUUAUUGAGCUACGUGAUCCCUUUAACGCUCAUAUGUGGUCUCUAUAUAUGCAUGCUCAUAAGACUGUGGCGCGGCGCACGUACCAGUGCUGAAAGUCGCCGGGGUAGAAGGAGAGUAACUCGGCUUGUGAUUGUCGUAGUUGGAGUUUUCGCCUUUUGUUGGUGUCCUCUUCAGUUGAUAUUAGUGGCAAAAUCACUAGACUUUUAUCCGCUGUCAACGGCAUCAGUGAUGUUUCAAAUCGCGAGUCACGUUUUGGCGUACAUGAAUAGCUGCGUCAAUCCCAUUUUGUAUGCUUUUCUGAGUGAAAACUUUCGCAAAGCCUUUAGAAAAAUAAUUUACUGUAGACCGAGAUAUAAUCCUCAAGGAAUUGGACCUCCUACGAAGACCACCAGAGCUGCUAGUAGUGGUGAUAUACUUUAGAUAAAUGGAACGCUUUCAAGGGAAUAAGCAAUUUUUGUUAAUUUCUAUUUCAACAUAUUUUUUUUUAUUCAAAAAAAUUUUUAAAAAUAAAUAAAAAUGUAUUCUUACUUAAUCAUUAAAU